Molecule: messenger RNA, 1074 nt
Organism: Phlebotomus argentipes
Lineage: Eukaryota; Metazoa; Arthropoda; Insecta; Diptera; Psychodidae
Exons: 2
Coding region: 106-1038 (310 amino acids)
Biological process (GO): regulation of transcription by RNA polymerase II
Cellular component (GO): transcription regulator complex; nucleus
Source: RefSeq, a predicted model, not a curated record
AUAUUUCAGCGAUGUGUCACAAACAUUUUGUGUAUAUUUUUCUAUGACUGGUGAUUUUCAGAUUUUCAUAUUGUGUCGUCCAGAUAUUUCGCAAACGCCUGCAAAAUGAACAAGUUCAGUAUGCACGAAAUGGCAGAGUUAAUUGAAAUUGUUAAGAAUGAGCCAAUAUUGUGGAGUAAACAUAUCAGAACAUAUCGUGGGGCACCUGAGAGGGCGAACAUAAUGGAUAACAUUGCAAUGCGCUUCAAAAAAUCACCUGCAGACGUAGAGAAGUGCUGGAGUGCGAUGCGAGAGAAGUACAAGCGCGAGAAGUUCAAUGAUUCGUCUGAAGUGUCGAGGAAGUACCGAAAGGAAAGGUGGGAACUGAUGGAUAAGCUCUCAUUCCUGGAUAGUGUCUAUGGUACAGCCCCUUCUAAGCCCCCAAGUAAGCCUCAGAACUUCCAAGUCGGUUCUAUUGUGGAAAUUCUUCCUGCCCCAAACGGAAACAAUGUGACUGUUCGUCGAAUCGCCCCAAAAGCGUUGCCUGUGGUCCCCGGCGAAAUUGUUGGAGUGGGCAAACUCAAGUUAGCAAACUUAGCAGAUUUGCAAGAGAAACCAACGGAGUCACCAAUGCUUCCUGAACACAUUAAAAUUCCUACAUACCCAGCAAAUGUCGAAAGAAUGGGUUCAAUAAGUCCCAUCUUCCUCUCGACAAAUCACGAGUUCAUAUCUGAGCAAUCAGACGCUACGGACUCCGAGAGGCCAGUCUCACCGGUUUCAUCAGUUGCUUCUUCCACGCUCUUCCCAAUCAACACAAUUGAGAAUCAGAACGGAUCCAUUGAAUUCAAGAUGAGUCAAAAAUCGCGAAAAAUCCGGAGGAUGGAAAACGAAAGACGGGAACUUCUGAACACCCUGAAAGUUCUAACACGUAGCAAGAGCGCGGCAGAGUUGUAUGGAGAGUAUUUGACCAAAAAGCUCUCAAACUGGUGUACUGAGAAACAAAACAAAGCCAUUAAGAUGUUCAACAGAGUGAUUUCAGAGGUUGAUGAGGAUUUUUAGAUAACUCAAGGAUGAAUAAAAAUCUAUAUGGAUUUA